AUGGGCGACAGCAGUUACAAUUCGCCGGUCAGAAGCAGUUACGGGUCGCCGGCCAGGAGUUUGAAAAUGUUGGACAGGGUGUACGGUUCUCCGGUGCGAUCGUAUUGCGGCGAUCAUUCUUCCGCGACCGAGUCCGAAGGCGAAGACUUUGCCUCGUUGGAUCCACUGCAGACCGAGAUACCCGGCUCGCCGGACCAAACGGUCAUCGACGGUUGGCUGAAGUUCAGGGACAACAAAAAAGUAAGUGGUUAUUACCGGGAGGUCGACGACGGUUAUUCGUACAAACGGUACGGACCAUAUGUUAAUGUAAAAGCUAGAAUCGGGCGAGUGUUCGAUUCUUUUGAAAUAGAGCCGAGUAAAUAUUAUAUUUCUUCGGGUACACGAAAAUUGUCGAGUAUUUGAAAUUGAACGAGUACCUACCAGCUCGAAUAUGUACUGCAGUGUGUACACACUGAAAUCGCAGAGUUCUGUAUUCUUGACAGACCGCGCGAGAGUUGAUUAACAUGCAAAUUUAUCGUUAUCAAAAACAAAACUAAUGGCAAUUUUUUGUAAAUUUAAAUCGCCACGAAAAUGCGACGAAAAUCGAGUAUAUGAGUUUACACGAGUACAGCGGAAAACAAUUUGUUGGGUCGAGUAUCCACUCGAAAUCGACUCGCGAAUUUUUUCCAAAAUCGAGUAGGUACCCGCCCAAAUUCUUAAUUAAAAACCUGUAGUACGAUAGUGUUUAAUUUAUAUAAUUCGGCAAUGCGAAUUAACCAUACAUAUUUUUUUUCUCUUUAUACUGAUCAAGUCAGGAAAUAAAAAUAAAUCUAGGAAAAACGCAUCUCGAGUUGAAUGUAAAGUUACAUUUUACAAAAUAAAUUUUGCCUUAACUUAACACUCGUAAACGCCACCACAUCUUUGAUAUUUAUACUUUAAUUAUUCUCACCCCGGGGUACGGCGCACGCGUGUGAAUUUCCCGAAGGUCUCAUGUCUGCUGUCUUAUUACGUGAAAAUAACGGUAUGCACGUAAAAAUACGUAAUUUCUAUUCGAAAUAUAAAUGUAAAAAAUGUGGGAACAAACAACGCGUAAAUAUCUUCGAUUUUAACAAAACAAUCAAAUAAUAUAAUUACCUGAAUUUAAUGUUCUCAAGAAAUAAUUUAGUUAUCAAGCUUCUAAUUAAAUUUUCAACUAGUUAACGUCAACGUUUUGUAGUAUAGGCAAGGCUGGGCAAAUCGAUGAUUUUUUUCAAUUCAACCAAGUUAGAAGUUAACCUAAAUUUAAAAUUAACUUUUUAACUUAAGUUAUGUAAAUAAAAAAAAACAAAAAAAAUUUUAUAUUGUCUAUGGUCUUAUUGUACAUAUUACCUAUGGCCUAAUAUCUAACUACCUACGACUCCAAACGGCUGUAAUAGUAAAAAAUAACAGGCAUUCAUAACAAUUUGUAUUUUAAAAUGUUCAUAAUAAUAAUAAUAUAUUUAUUUAUAUAUAAAUAAAAAUUGAAAUUAACUUAACUUGUUUAAAUAUAAAAUUAACCCUAGUUAAUUUAAAGUUAAUUCUUUUGUAUUGUUCAAGUUAACAAUUAAUUUUUGUAUAAUAUUUUAAAUAUCUACUUUUUUCUUUUUAAGUAAUUUUUACAACUUUGUUAUUGAUUAUGAGUUGAUUUACAUUAAUAUAAAUAAUGUUCACUAUUCAUUUAUACCUACUGAAUCUAAACUUAAAGAAUUAGAUAUCUUUUCAAUUUUAAGUCCUGACUAGAAACUUUUUACUAAUGUAAUAUAUUUAUUUUAAAUUUUGGAAAUAAUACAAAAAUAUACCCGGUGUGUCAUUAAUAGAACUAGAAGCUGAAGUGUCUGUAGUUUUAUAUUGUUGAUCAACUUAAAUAAUUAAAAAUUCAUAAGUAAUAAAACAAAGUAUGGUAAACUUUUUAUAAACUUUGUAAUUGUUUUUGUAUAUACACCAAUACAAUUAUUUGCAUUUUUAAUAAAAAAUCUGUCAGAGUUCCUUUUUGGCCUUUUGUUGCACAUUUGUUUUUUUUUGGCAAGAUUCAAUACGAUUACAGUCGGUGUCAUUUUUUUUAACACGUUCACGUUUAAAACACCUACUCACAUAAUACCAAUUUCAUAUUUUUAAAAAAAAAAAAAGAAUCCAAUAAGUAAAUUUAAUGUUUUGUAAGAAUUGUAUAAAAUAGAAGAAAUGCAAUUUUAAAUACUUUUAAACUGUACAAAACCACCGGUGAAUACCGUGUAAAAACCUCCGGGUCGACGUUACACCUAAGUACACGACGAUAAGUCGCGAAUUUAUGAUUAUCCAGUGAUAAUAUAAAUUAAGUAUAAAAACAACGUUCGACGGUUCGGCCACGUCUUUGUUAUUUUGUUGGCUGGUGGGGGGGGGGGGGGCGGUGUAAGUCGCGGAACAGGCACAUUCGACUGUACGUAGCAUAUUGAUAUUGGGUUUUCCGUGGGUUUUAUAGAAAUAGGAAAACAUACGAAGCAUAUUAUUAUUAUUACAACAUUACUGAACGUCUAAAAUUAUUAUUAUACAUGUAUGAUAUUAAUUAUAGAGUUGGGUUUGUAAUCGUAUUAGGUGAUCUAUAUUUUAUUCGAAAAUAAUUCAGCAGAAAAUGUAUUUUCGAAAAUUACCCAUUUGAGCAGAAAAAUAUUUUAAUCAAAAAAUAAUUUAUACGAAAAUGUAACAUGUGACGAAAGUAAAAUGCUGGACAAAUAUUUUACCAGUAAAGUUUUUGUCUGAAAAUAUUGUUUACGGAAAGUAAUUUAUUUGAAACGUAUUUGGUUGGAAAAUUAGUUUUACCAAAUACAAAUAGAGCGCGCUGUUGGAAAGGUAAAACCCUUGGGUUGUAGCGUAGACAUAAUAUUAUUAUAGAAUUAUGUUUAUGGUAGAUACCGUGUUUAUAGAUAAUACCGAAUGCACAACACAACAGGGCCUAAAAUUGUGUGCAGUAGCACACACUAUGUGUGGUAGCCAAUAUUAAAUGUGCAAUAGCAAAUUUAAAAGUGUGCAGUACUUAUUUUAGGCUUUUAUACAUUUUUUUUUUUAUUGAUUAUUGAAAUUAACGAAAAUUUCUAAUUAGAAUGCAUUCAUUUAAAAUUUUUAACGCUAAAGAUAAUACCAACUACACCGUCUGGGCGAGCUGAAACGACAUUCGUCUUUUUUGUCUGUCCGUCUAAAUUCAACCCUUAUUCAGCAGUUUUAUGCUGGCGUAAAGAAAAAAAUUGGCAUGCUAAGUUACAACCGUAUGCUAUCAAGCAGGAAUGGUUUCAAAGGGUUUUCUCUGAAGCUGAAGCCUCAAAAAGUAUUUCUUUUGUUGAGAAUAAUAGUAUCAAAAUUUGUUUUUAACUAAAUUUAUAUAAUUGUUUUAAAUAUAACACUGUGUUAAAUGUUGUUCCCGCAAUAAAGUAGAUAUUUGUUAUUAUUUAAUAAUUCAAUAAGUAUAUUAACCCAAGCUAUUUAGUUUUGAUUUAAAAUUUCUAGUCAUAAAUCAAGGAUUUUUAUAGAAGAUUGUCUUAGAUUGUAUUUAUUAUUGGAUGUUUUAUUGUAUUAUUGUUAUAUAAUUUAUGUAUUUAUAUAUUUAUUAUAGCUAAUUAUUAAUAAAUACCAAAAACAAUUAUGCAACGAAGUCAUAUGUGUUAUGUGAACUACUAGGUUAUGUUCAUUACUUUAAAAUAUAUCGGUGUGUGGAAUUAGGUAUGCAGUAGCAAAAUACCCUAAUUUUAGGCCCUGCAACACAACACUUCAAAUUUCGAUAAUAUGAAUUAUGUACUUUAUAAUAUAGGUAGGUAUAUACUAUAUAGAGAGCACAAAACGGUGGUUCAGUGGUUAGAAUAUAAUAUGAGGUAAAGUGUUAUUACCAUUGUAAGUAUUUUCUACCGAAAUACAGUUCUAACAAUGUAGUAUUCUAUCGACAUGUUUAUUAUUUUCGUGUAUAAUAUUUUUCUGUACAAAUACUGUUCGAAUAAUAUAUUUUUAUUUUAAAAUACUGUUCGACGUAAAUAUGUUUCGGAUUAUUAAUUUUCGACAGUUAUAUUUUUCUAAUAAAAUAUCAUUCUAACAAAGUAUUUUCGUAAAUUUUACGCGUCUCCAAACAAAAGAAUUAAAAUAAAUACCACAAUACCGGAUAACUGUACACGUGUACAACACCCGAAUGUGGAUAAAGUAAUUUGGUAGCAUAUUAGAUUAUAUUAAUUAUAAUAUUUAUGUUGAGGUCUUAUGAUUAUACACCCACCUGGACCCGACGAAGCACCCAUUUCAGAUAUGAAGCAAUUGCUUCAAAUAAUACCGCUGAAACUGUUUGACAGUGGCCCACUCAUGGUACGAAGUACCUAUCUAGUCUAUUUUAAAAUAUUAAGUAAAUUUGCUAAAAACAUUUCAUUGUAAUCUUAACAAUAUUUUAUCUACAAUAUUUAGUUUAUAGAUUAAAAAAAAUUAUUUCGUUGUCUUUUUCUUUAAAAAUGUUGAUUUUUUUUUAAAAAAUCAACAAAAAUAGCGAGUUUUUUUAUACGUUUUAUGGGAAUUAAUUUUAUCCGUAGAAAUCCAUUUUAAAACAUCAACAAUAAAUCAAUAAUGUUACUAUAGCAGAGGAAGGAUUUAAAAAAAAAAAAACUCCUUCAAAUAUAAGGCAAACUCCCCAAGAAUUGAUAUGGAUAAAAGCCAUGAAUAAUCUAUAGGUAUUAUAAAAAUGCAUAUUGCAUAUCGCAUAAUGUAAAAAAAAAAAAACCCGGUAGAAACCGGGGUAAAUAUAUUACGGAAAAAGUAUUUUUGGAGCUCCCUACUUUAUGAAAGGAUGUAAAAAAUUAUUUUACCAAAUAUAAAUAAACAUUUUUUGUAUUACAUAAUAUUAUACCUAUAUUUUAAAUUUUGUGUUGGGCAUAUUUUAUUAUAUUUAUAUACUAUGUAAACUGUACAAAUUGCUAUCCAUUUAAAUAUAACGAGACAACGAAUUACCUACAAAAGCUUCUAUAGAAAUUAUUUUUCCCAACAAGAAAACUUACCUAUAAUAUUUUAAGACCAAAGUAGUAAAGGUACUGUCAUAGACAGUAGCGUAGCUGAAGCUCAAUGAAUGGGGCUAUUUAAAAAUUGUAAUAUACCACAAAAUAUCGCGGCAAAUGUGGUUGAGGUAUUGAUUUGUCUUAGGUAAUAACACUUCGAAUUAACCAAUAUUCUUAUAAAUUUAAAUAUUUUGAUGUGUAAAUUAUCAAAAUUUAAUUCGGCGUCUUUUUCAUUACCUAUAUAUAUAUCAAUAUGACCAUAAACUAUAGACAUAAUAAACUAGUUUAUAAGUCUAUAAAUAAGACAGCCGUAGAUAGUAUUCUGUGAUAGUGUGAUAUAGGUGAUUAGCAUAACUCUAUGGUAUUAGUACAACCAUGGUACGUGAUUUCAGACAAAAAUUGGCCGAUAUCAUUAUUAAUACUUUUUGGUAACUGAUACAAAUUUAAAAUACCAAAUAACCAAAUAAAUAAUAAAUAUCACUGAAAUAAAAUACUUUAUUAUUAAUUUAUUACCUAUAUAGGUUUAUAACCGUGAUUAAAAAAAAUCAUUAAUAGAAAAUUGCAAGUGGGAGCCGCCAACCCAUCGCCCCCUCAUCAGUUACGCCACUGGACUUAUAGAUUGAAUAGUAUUCGUAUACGUAUAUUGUUUAUACAAUUAUUUAUGUACGUAUUUAAUCUAUGGUAUUAAUAUAAUUUUGUUACUUCGUUCGAAAAAUAAGUCAAUUCAAUUUUAAUAACAUAAAUACAAUACAAUAUAUUUUGUUUUCGUAUAUUUGUUGUUAUUAAAUCCUGAUAUGCAAUUGUUGCAAUACAAACUGUCGCGACAGCAAUUAUAGUAUCACAAAAACAUCAGUGCCCAUGAUACGCUAAAAUUAAUGAUAGUAUCUAAACGAAUCUGGCUGGUAUUAGACAUCAUUUCGAUACAUAAUAAUAAUAUGUAUGUUUACGAGGUGAUAAAGAUAGGCGAUAGUGGUAAUAUGAGGUAAUGGUGAGUUUGACCAUCGCAAUUAUUGCCUUAUUAAAAGCAAACGUCCCGUAUUGCCCCCGCUAUCCGAGCGCCUAUUGUAUUGAACGAGAAAAAACCUUGUAACCCUGUGUCUCUCUAAUAAUAGGGGAAAACAAGGGGCAAAAUCAACUAGACAGAUUUCAACAUUUUUAUCGGGGUGUUGUUCGGGAUUUCAACAGCUGUAUUGAGUCUUCUAAUCUUCAAUAUUUAAUUAUAAUACAAUCGGGGUCUUUUCUCAUUUAUUUAUUUAACAAGCCAUUAACUAUUUUUAAUAUUUUAUUGGUUUUACCUUGACACCGGGGUAAUAUCUAUGCAUGGUAUAACAGGUACUAAAAUAGUUAUAGAAAAAUAAUGUAACAUUCACAUUUUUUUCUAAAGGAAUUUACAAAACCAAGUACUAAUUACUGUUGUAUUUUAAUUAUAGUAAUAUAGGUUAGUGAAUAAAGACAAUAUUUACGAGUUGUAAAUUCAUACUAGACGUGUAUAUGAGGGUUGUAGUAUCAUUUAUUGUGUAAUUAUUAAAUUCAGCUUAAUUAAUGUAAUUAGCUUCAAAAACUUCGUCGUCAAAUUGCAAUUCUAUUGGUUUUACUAUAAUCUUUAUUUUCGGAAAUACGACUUAUAAUACUCGCCUGCGUAGUAAAUGGAAAGUGCAACAAAAGUUCUCGAUACAGGAUUAUUUUUGAAAUGGUAUAAUGCUAUCGAAAAUAAUAUAAAAAUCAAACAAAUAGUAACAAUAGGAAAUCGCAAAGCAAAUAAUUCUAAAUCCAUAAAAUAUGUUAGCCAUAAAUAGUUCGUAAAUAAUGCCACAUGAACUCGCAUUAGAUACUGGAAUAAAAAGUAUCCUAUAUAUUGUGUUAAUCCAGAAUUAUUGCGUGCCAAAUUGUAUUCAAAUUCGUUCAGCCUUUGUGACGUAAUUGAAUCACAAACACCCAAAUACUGUCACAAACUUUCGCAUUUAUCAUAUUAGUAAGGUUUCAAAGCGCAUUAUAUAUAUAUAUAAAAAAAAAAACAUUACCGCAGACAACUGUUUACGUUCAUUAAGACUAAUAAAUAGUAUAAAUAUAAUACGUAUGGGUACACCUAUUUUUUAAUUAUAUUCUGUAAUUACAAUUGAAUAUACUAAAAUGAUUGAUAAUGUGGCACUUACUGCAAAUGGACAACUGUAGAGUUGUUCGAUUAUUUUAAUUAAUCCAAAUUCUACUAUAGCUGAAUUGAUUUAUCGGAAAUUCAUUUUUUAUAUUAUACGAGUAUUAAGAUACAAAAACAUGGCAAUUUUAAAUUUUAAUUCUUAUUAUCAGUAAAUUGCCUAUUAUGUAAUCUGAAAUAAUAAUAAUAAUAGAUACGGGAUACUGUAUAUGAUAUUAUAUGUCUAUGGUCAUUAUAGUGCCAUGGGUGAUGGGCACGAUUAUAGAUACUAUUAUAGCCUAACUGCCCAAAGACCUAAGAAAAAGCGUUCACUGAAUCUGAGCUCGUGUGACGGUCUGAAAACAUACCGAGUUAUGCAAUUUUGCGCAUUAGAUCUAUAGCCAUGGCCGUAACCUUGAAUGUCAUAUAUUUUUAAAUGAUAAAGCAGAUGAUAAGUAUUAUCUUAAUGUCUUAAAUUCUCUUACAUCGUCACACGAGUGCUAUCCAGCUGGUCCUCGGUCGCCACUGCUUGACGAUAGUAGCAUCCGUAGCAUAUAGCGUUCAUAGUAUCCAUAAUCAUGGUGAUAGGUACAACGCACAUUAUAACGGCAUAUCACGUCCACGUAUCAAAGUUUAUAAUCUGUCUGUAUUUGGUUUUCCUUUGUUCAUUACUGUUGUAACUUGUAGUGGCAUAUAUUCUUCCAAUUAAUCGUUUUUUCGAUUAGUUGUUAAUAAGGAUAAUCGACCAUGCACAAUAAAAAUAAUCGAACAGCCCUAGGUAUACUUACUAAACGCAUCGUACAAUUAUUGUCGAACCAUUUUAUAUUAUAAUGUCGAUCGAUACGUGUAAGCUGAUGAUGACAACUUUUCUUAACGAUGGUGUUUACUGUGUUCGUCUUUUCUUCCAGUCAACAAUGGUAAUAAUAAUAAAUAUCCCGAAGGUAAUGCACAAACGGUUUUUAUGUACCUAGCUAUGUAUAUUCUUGUUGUUCGGCGGGUCUUUAAUAAGAAAGAUCUCCUCUUUCUCCAUCCUUGUGUACAUAAAGUUACUCGCAGUAUUAGUUUUUCGUUCGGUUUUUGCGUGUACGAUAGCAAACAAAAUGAUUUGUUCUACGGAAUUUUCGUGUAAACAAAGGGUUUAAAUAUAUAACUAUAUACUUACCUAAUUUUAAAACGAGACUGAGUGUUGAUACGAAUGACAGAUUACGAUAUAAUUAUAAUGGGGUCAUACUCAAAUUUGAUGUCUCCGUGAAAUUAAAAAAUAAAGUUGAUAAUGAGAGGAUGGGUGUUUCACUAUUUUAAGUGGGAAGUUGAGAAGGUGGAAUAGAUAAAAUGAUUUAAUUUAUGCCUGAAAAUGCUGGUGGGCCAUUGAUAACGAAAAAACGAUUCGGAGCAAAUAUCAUGUUUGAAAGGUCGUAAUAUUCACGAUUUUCGUCAAAAUUUGAUAUUCAAAUUUCUAUAUACAAAAAAAAAAUACUACAUUACAUUCGACUUUUUAUUUUUGACCACUAAUUACGACUUAUAAUGAACCGCCUGUUAAGUUUUCAAGCAUUUCUGUUUAGUCAAAUAAUUUUAUCUACAGAGUACUUACCAAAUAAAAAUUACAUAUAAAUUUAUUUAGCUCGUAAAAUUAAAAUGUCUAUGAAUAGUUUAGAAAUGAAAAAAAUGAAAAAUUUCUGAUAGAAAACAUAAGCUGUAAAAAAAAAGACUGGCAUACUUCGCACGUGGGUGUAGUCACUGUUGUAGGUGGGAAGUUGGGAAGGUAGGAAAUAGAUGGGAAUUUAAUGUAUGUCUGUAAGCAAUGAUAAACCAUUGCUAACGAAAAAAUUAUUCUGAGCGGAGUUCUGUUGAUAAUGUUGCUUUGUCAACAAUUUAUAUAUCAUUUUAUGGUAAAAUGAUUAAAAUAAAAAAAAACUUAAUAAUAAAAAAAAAAAAAAAGGUUGCAAAGGACAACCAUUUUUUUAAUUUUUAAUCUAUUUUAACUUUUAACUAAGACCGAGGUUUUUUUCAUUAUCUCAACAAUAUGAUUAUUAUAAGGGAACUAAGUUUCCACAAUUGUAUAGUAUGUAUUUCAGUAGAGAAAUAUAGGUAUUUUAUAAUAUCAAUAAUUAUGCAUUCCUAUACAAUUCGGCAUGGAUAAAUUAAUUUUACCAUAUUAUCAUAUCAUAUCAUGGGAAAUAAUACGAUCUUUUGGUUUGAAUUGACGCGUAUCGUUUUUCGGCGACAGCUGUGGGAUACUGCACAUGGAGUUUACCCCCACUGCAGAGAUCUCGUCAGGGUCGAUGAUUGCGUAACAAUAAGGUUUAGAUUAUGUGUCUAUCUAUAUUACUAUCUUAAUCUGUAUUGUAUAUUUAUUAAUUAUCUGUUUAUUACUUUUAUUUGUGUAGGUUCCAUAGUGAGUAUUCCAUUUAAAAAAAACAAUGUUACGUGUAGGUAUAUUUCGAAUUUUUAUAAAGAUUAUAUAUAAGUUAGAAGGCCUCUAGUUUUUUAACUGCCCCGGGACCCUUUCCCAUUUAGCUAUGCCAUUGAUGCGACCCGAAAUUAUACAUUAUAAGCCCGAAAUUCGUAAUAUUAUUGCAAUCCCUACUGCGAUUUAGAAUUAAUCAUUUCCAAUCGGGUAUCGCCAUCGAUUUUAGAUUUUCUCAGCGAGGAAUGUAUUGGUUUUACUGCGGUGUGUCUAUGAACAAAUUUUCUACCAGAAAUAUUACUCCAAUUUCCGAAUGUGGCAACUAUUUGGAAAAAAAAAAUAUGUCUAGUCCUUUAACUGGGCUGACAGGCUAAAAGGGCAAAUUGUAGGUUUCGGGAGGCGAUUCGUGUGUGCACCGAUAUAUUGGUAUUAGUACACAUUUACCUUUACUUUUCACCUUUACAAAUAGAUAUAAUAAUAUAAUCAAUCAAUGUAAAAUAUACUAUCUAUAAUACGUCUAAAAUUGAACACUAAAUAAUUUCGAAUUAGUUUUGUUGAUUCACGUAUCUAGUUCAAUCAAAUUAUUACUUUGUAAUUAUUGUGUAUUUUUUUUCAUAGUCGAAACUUAAAGUAAUAAUUUUCAUAACAACAACUUCGCGAUAAAACUAAAUACAAACAGUUGCUAAUUGUUAGAAAAAAUAUUAUUUUAAUUUUUUUAACACGCGAUCGUAAUUUUAUAUUUUAAUGUGACCAUAAUAUUAUAUUUCCUUGGUUUUAAGAUACGUUGUAAUAAUAUGAAUCAAUUAAACGUUUUAUAUUAUAAUAUGUAUAAUGUAUGUACGUUUUUUUGUCAUAAUAAAUUGUUUCGAACAAUUUUCAUUAAUAAACAAUGUUAUGUUUGUAGCGUCGAUUUUUGCAUAUUCAUAAUAUUUUAUUCGAUAAAACGGAAGUAAAUAAACUGCUGAAUAAUAAUGAUUUUUUUAAAAUGCUCGGUGAUGAUGGGGUUUACAAUUUAUAAGUUAUAUAAAACAUUUUAUCGGCAGCUACCCUCAAAAAGUAUAUAUAUAUAUAUUUUUUUUUUCAUUGCACAAUGUAAAUUUUUUAUACCAUACAAUUUAUGUAUAUAGCCCCUAGUGCAGUGUAAUAAGCGAAGAAUACAUUAAUCGUCAUAUUUUAUUUUUUAGAUUGUGUUCGUGUUACGAAUAAUUUUAUUUCAGUGUGUCUGAUAUCGUACUAUUACUUAUUAUAGAGUUUAUAAUAUUAUAGAUCGUAUAGUAGUUACAAUUAAAGGAGUUUUCGGGUCAGUUCUACUAGAAGAGGGGUCUUAACAUUACAUUUUUUGAUAAGACUAUUUUGUUCUUCUAAAGUAGGACUUAAGAAUUAUAUACUGAUUAUACAGGUAGAUAAUGGAUAUUUUGUGAAACAAAUAUGGAAUAUAUUAUAUAGUGUACGGAGGUGGGCUAUAACCCAGCCCAUUCAUAGCCCCAGUCAUGGGCACCUAUAGAACACAUUUGCAAGACAGAUUUUAUUAGUAGGUAUAAUAAUAAUUUAUGAAAAUUAGUAUCAGUUUAUAAUAUUAUAAAUAACUUAUAUGAAUUAUAUUGUACAUUUUGGUUCUAAAUUCUAAAAAAAUAUGUACAUUUUUAUGAAUGCGCGUGUUUUAAAGGUUUUUUUCACAUAUCAUGUGCAUUUCUCUUUGCGGUUUGAAUAGUAAAAAGAAAAAAAAAAUGUUCAUGGUUGGAUAAAAACAAGUAUUGCGUUUGUGAGUAUGGCAUAUUGUCUAUAAUAUAAACAUCACAUAAAUAUUCAAUGUUUGUAUAAAGGAUUUAUUUUGUAAUGCCUAAAAACUCCGUAUUAUUAUUAUCAGAAACUACGAGUAUUUAUAAUAGUAGUAAUAGUAGUAAUAUGUUACAAAAUAUAAAAUUAAAUCAAAAUUAUUAAUUAAAAUUUUAUAUUGUAUCUGACAUCAGGAAUAACGUGUACCAUAAUACCUUUAAUAUUUAAAAAGACGGACACACAUCACACCAUGGGUAAGUCAAUGUUUUAUGUGUGAAAGUUGGGAAGGUAUAGGAUGUGUAAGUACCUAAUUUAGUUUAUAAUAUGCUAAUAGCAAUAAUAAAUCAAUCAGUAUACCUAGAUAUUUUUGAUUGAAGAUAAGCAAACUGGGAAGGUUAUAUUUUCAAUCUUUGUAAAUAUCCAGGAUAUUAACUUAAUUUUUCACUUCCUAUUUUUUUUUUUUAAUAAAUUUAAAAUUCAGUAGUGAAGGAUUGUACUCCCCUCUACACUCCUUACUUGUAUCAAAAUACGAUAAAGAAAUUAAAUUUAUCUACAUAUUCUGUAAAUUGAGUUACAUUCCGUAUUGUCACGUUAUCAGAUAAAAUUCAUGCGGUUAACUUUUUUGAAGGUCUUUCGUUUUUUCCCCUCGCUUUUAAAAACAUUUUAAAAAAUUUUAAAUUUUUAAAACACUCUUUAUUAAACAUUUAAAAAUAUUUGCGUGAUUCAACUCUUAAGAAACGUUAUUAUAAUAUUCUAUUAGCCAUGUCCGUUUCUAUUGUAUAUAGCUAACGUAAGAAAUCUGCAACAAAUAUAAAACCGAUGUAUUGUCGUUUAUUGUUAGGUUUUUGAGCGAUUUUUUUUUUUUAAAAACGUAUUGGGAUUUUUGAAUAAAUAUUCAAAUAAAGUAACGCCGGGUAGAAAUUGCGUAAUUUUUAAGAUAAGUGUUGCAUGAAAAUAUCGGAGCAUUUUCGCUAACCAAAAAAGUGUUAUCGAAGAAAAAACACAUCUCGGUAAAACUAAUAACUUUUUUUUUACUACGCCCAAAAUCUAAAAUAACUGAUUCGGUAAACACAAGAGAUUAAACUGCAGUAUCUCGGCUAUUUACUGAAGUGUGUUCCGUCCCGAAAGUUUAUUAUUUUAACGAGGAGGAAUUAAUCUUGCUAACGCCAAUCGCCAUCGUACUAUAGUAUCACCAAUAUUACUAAAUUAGUGGAUUUUUGUGAAAUAUCCUGCAAAGUCUGCGGAGCUAUAAUAAUACAUUAAAAUAUCGUUUAGUAGUUCCAAUGUUUUUAUUAGCGUUUAAUAAUGAAGGAUUUAAUUAAGCCGGCUUAUAAUAUAGGCGUCUAUAUAAAAAAAUAGAAAAAUAUCAAAUAUCAAAAGAUGACUCCGAAAUAAUUAUUUAAUAAUACCUAUAUUAUUUUUUUUUGUUUUGAUCAAUAAUUGUAUUUAAAAUUAUAACUAUUCAAAAAAAUCGUAAAACGUUUAUUUAUAUAUUAUAUAGAUGUACAGUAAUAUUAUUAUUAUUGUGAUAUUCAAAUUGUAUUAUUUUUUUAACCUAUGGGGAAUAAGGUGAAAAAGCGUUUUACAAGUCCAUUGUCGUAAAAAUGAUAGCUGUAGUAAAAAAAAAAAAAAAAAAAUAAUAAUAAUAAUAAAUAAAUAACGAUUUUGUAUAUUGUUAUUAUUUAUUAUUUUUUUUAUUUGAAAUAACUUUAUCGACUAAAGUCCAAAAAUCCUAUUUAAUUUCUUAAAAAAAAAGAAGGUUUAUAGUAGCUAUAUUUUAUAUUGACAAAAAGUAAUAAUAUAAACUAUUAGAAUAUUAAAUAUAAGAAUAUUUGAACAUAACUUGUUAAUCAAGAAAAUGACAGAAGAAUGUUAUGUAUACUAUUAUAUUAUUAUCUUUGAAAACAUACAAAUUGUGAUUCCUGGUAAUUUUUCCCUCAAUUAUCACUCCGUCUUAUUGAAAUCAUUUGAUUCCAUAAAAAUAAAUACAUUUUAUUUCAUAACUAUAAUUGUCGUGAAAAAACCAGGGUAGUAUAGAAAUUAAAUUCAAUUAAACAUCUUCUUUUAAAAAAAAAACAAAACAAAACUUAUAAUUACAAUAGCUUUGUUUUAAAUACACUUGUGACAAUACAUGAAGUGAGUUGUAUUAAAUAUUAAAAACGAUUUCUUCAUUAGCUAUUAUAUGUGUACGAAUAUAUUGAACCUAUUCAUACACAAUACUCAGAUAAAUAUUUUUGUAUUCUAUUCUAUUCUAUUCCAAAUAAAAACGCAUUAAACAGCUACCUACUGUCUUUCGUUUCGGUAGGUAAUAUACCUACCGUUGGCUUAAUCAUCAAUACUGUCCUAAUAAAAAAAUGGCAACUGUUCAGAAAAAUAAAAUAAUAUUUUGUUCGCGAAAACCCUCAUUCCGAAACGAUAAUAUUUUAUAUGGCGAUCCGAGGGAGAUAAGAUUUUUACAUCAACGUAAAAACUUCACUGUAUUUAUAAUAACAGCAUUUUCAUGGGAUAAUACAUUUUUUUUUUUUAAACGAUGCGUUAUCAUUUAUUUCUAUUGGUUAUAAUUUUAUUUUUGGAGUUACAUAAUAUAAUUGCGAAUUAGGACGACGAUAUGCUAAUCACACUAUUAUCACUAAACAUUAUUUCUAUAGUAUGUUUUUCAUAUGUUCUAAAGUUAUGCCCAUGCACGAAAAAUUAAACAGGUGGAUUUUGGUAAACGUAUCGGGAUAUCGUGAGGAUUAAAAUAGUUUUUUUUUUUUUUGUAAACUAUUCAGAAUUAUGAUGUUGAUUAAGUUAUAGUCCGGGCAAAAAAAAUAAGUCGAUCCUGAAUAUUAUACAACGAUAAACUUUCUAUUUUAUUUUGCGACAUCAUUAUAAUAUUAUGUAUAGUCAAAGGUAUCUUACAUAUCUCCUACCUACAAAAAGACUAAUAAAUAAUAUAUUAUUAUAAUUUCGAAGUAUAAAUAAUAAAUAAUACAUAUAGGCAGGUAGUAAAACAUAUAUAUCAGGGUCUACCUUUGCAAAUUGGGAUAUUAUAUUUCUUCCUGACCAAAUUCUCUUUUUUUCUUCUUCAGGUAUACCUAAUUCCUUCAUAAGUUCAUAAUUCGUAUUAUUUAUUUUCAUCAUUUUAGAUUCUGAGUGAAGUGAGAGGAAUGUAUAUUGUUUUUUUCCCUUUAUAACACGAGGUAUGACAUUAUUUCACGGCGACACGCAACACUAAUAAUAAAUCAUCAAUGGUGUACUACUUUUUGCAAUUCUAUAAAACUACAUGUGUUUACGUAUAAUUAUAAACCUAGCUACUAUUUAUAAAGCAGUCUUGUAAACGUAUUUGUAAAACAACAGAUUUCAUGCGUCUGCAGUGAUAGGUUGACAGCUAAUUACAAAAUUCUGACGUGUUUUUAAACCUCUGGAAGCCUGCUGCAGUUCCUCGUGGAAAUUAAUUUCCACGAUGCGAAAAUCGAUAAACUGACGUGUCGGGAAUUUUGUAAUAUCCGGGGAUCGGAUACUGAAUUCUUCAAAAACGGUAUAAUUGCGUAAUAGGAGUUAAAAUAUUAUAAUAUUUAGUAUUUUAAACAUAAACAGAAUUUAAAUUUUAUAAAUAAUCGUGAGACAGUAAAUAUUAAUAUAAAAUAUUUAAGUCGAGUAUACUUUACGAGUAUAGAAUAAGUAUUUCACGAGGAUGUAUUAUUACUAUGUAAAGAACGAUAUUCAAAUGAGUUAUUAUUUUCUUUUAAUACAUACAAAAUAUAAUUGAUAAAUUUGAUUGUGUAUGCAAUUUUUAGACACUGAUCUAUUUCAUAUAAAAUUUUAAGAAAAAAGAAAUUAAAUAUCAAUAGUAUUAUAACAAUAAUCAUGGGUAGGCAAGUUAAUGUAAGUCAUUAUAAUAAUUAAGUAAAGUUAAAUAAACAGAUAAACAAAAAAAUUAAUCGGACUGGUCAAAUUAAAUGAUGUUAACUUAAAUUAGUAAUAAAAUAUUUAAUUUGUAACAUUACAAGUAAUAUAAUAAGAUAAUAAGUAAAAUAAUUGUUUUAAUUUAUAUAAAAAUAAACAAAAAUUAAACCACCAAAGCGAAUAUUAUUAAAUAAAUUGCAGUCAAUCUUAAGAACACCAAAUCAAAAUUUAAUUUUGAAUUUCGAAAAAAAUUAUUCUUCUUUGACUUUUUAACUUAACUGGGUGUUUGGAUGUUUAUACAAAUUAACAAUAAAUAGUUAAGUGUAUAUAAUCAAAAUGUAAACUAGUUAAUUAGUUAACGAUAAAAAUAAUGAACUACCUAAUUAAAUUAAAAAGACAAAUACAAAUUAAUUUUUAACUCAACUUAUUCAAAUUUUUAACUUGUGUACUCCAAACAUUUUUAUUUUUAUUAAAUUUACUUUCGCAUUUUAGUAUACUAUUAGCACAGUAAAACAAUACAGUUAAAUAAUCAUAUAAUCGUAUAACCUACCCAUAUAACUCGUAUAAUUAUAAUAAUAUUAUUUAUCUGUUUUUAUUUUAUUUUUUCAUUACACGUAACAAUUCUUUAAUACAACACAAGUAACGUGGCAUAAAUUUAACGUACACACAAUGUAUAGUUUUUUGUAGUAUUUCUUAUACGACUUUGAUUCACUAGAUUUGAUGCACUCUCUGAUCAAGUAAAUACCGAGCAGUUAACUAAACUUGGUAGCUGUACACAAUUUGCAUUCGACGGUUUUUCUCGUGAUAAAGUUAAUUACUUUAUACUUUAUAGCACUUGGCCUUACUCAUGAACAUGUUGCCGGAAUGGUAUUCUUUUAUAAGCUCUUUUGUCGAAUUUCACUUUUUAUCGGCCUCCUUUUCGUGAUAGGUACCUACUCUUCGGUCCUUUAACACUGCACAAUAAGGUCUGUCCGUAUGGACCCUAUAUCUAGUGAUUUAUACAAAAGAACAUUCAUAAUUUCAACUUCGACAAUUUAAACGAAAAAUCUCUUUGAAAUAAUAUAUUCAUAUAUGUACCUAAUAUAUCUACCAUACGAAAAUUCGUGUGGUACAGGUAAAAAACUAUGUAUGAUUCUAUCAGUUUUCAUAAAGUUUUACGUAUGUGUAUCAGAAAUAAGUUAUUUAAGAAAUAGGUAAGUUAAAAUUGGUUAGUAGUAACGUUGAUUGGGUCUGUAGUUUUCUCCUAUAAACCCGAUAAAGAAAAUAUAAUCAUAAGAACAUAACCUCAAAUAUUUCAAUAAUGAGACUAUACAGACGACAACUUACGGGUGGCCACUCACGGUAUUUUUUUUAUCAUAUCCCGAAUAAGUAAUAUUUAUGGACCGUGUAUUUAACUCUUUCGCCUAUUGCUUGAUAACUAAAUAUUGAGUGAGAGAAAAAGAAAUAUCGGCUGGUCAUAUCAUGGAAGGAAAUGUAUUGUUAUUUCUUUAUUCCAUAUGUAUAAUAACAAAAAUGUUAUGAAAUAUUGAGAUAUAACUAAUUGAUUGAUUGAUAACAAUUUUAAAUUUCAAUUGAUAAAUGUACAUAUCGUAUCGUGAAGUAAAAUAAUGUUUUUUUUUUUUAAAUUAUUUUUCUAUUAUUAGUUCUCCCGUAUAGGUUCCAUCACUUUUGUUCGACAUCGGGCCUUUAGUUUCUCUCUCUGUGUGCGGUCCAUAGUUAUUAGGUUUACUUUAAUUACUGUUGGUUUUUUACAGUACUGGGUACACGCAGCAGUUCGGGGGAUGGCGUGAAAGGGGUUAUACAAUAUUUAUCUUAUUGGGUGUACGGCAAACAUUUGAAAACGACCAAAUUGACUGGUCGUAUUAUCGACCAAAAUUUCAGGUGUCUGUACGACUUUACAAUAAUAUAUUGUUACGACGAUGUGGUACAUCUUGAAUUGCAGACUACUCAGUAAACUACGGAAUGUAGAACAAAUAGGUAUAUCGCUGGUAUAUGUUUUAGAUUGGAAAGUUCUAUAUAAUAUAUAUUAAUCGUGAAAGUGUUUGCUGCAGUGUGUAUAUAUAACAUAAAUCGUCGAGUCUUUUGGUCGGCAACGGGGUAAAUAAUAUUAUUGUUUAGUCUCUCGGCAAUUAUCUACCGCGACGGCGACGCAUUGCGCCGUGUUUCCCGCAGCCGACUCGAACACGGUCGUUCACGUUUAGGCGGACACCGGAACUCCGCGGGGCGUGGUUGACGUCGGAUAUAGUCUCGGUUCGCGUGCUCGAAAAUCGGUAUAAUAUACAAUUUGCUCGAUUUCAGGUGCUGUCGUAUUUAUAAUAUUACGUGUGGCCCAUUACAAUAAUAUUAUAGACCUCGGGCGAGAAAUCAUUAUGCCGAUAAUAAUUAUAUUAUAUUUAAUAUUACAAGUAUAUGCAUAGAGGGGACGAGUAUUUAUCGAUUUUGCAUUCUAAACGUGUAGCGAGAAAUGCGUAAACAUAUUAGAUUUUAUAAUUGAUUUAGUUUUUCAAAUCUAUUUGACGACUUUUCUAUUCGAAAUCUUGCUCCAAUCAUUAAUAUCAGGGAUACAGUUUUUGCUAGAUAAUUUUGUUUAGUUGUUAUUUUUUGGGGAGAUCAUUGAUUUAGAUUUUCCUUGUACUUUUUUCAACAACAAGUAAUUCAGUAAUUCAGUUAAAAAUAAUCGUAAGACUUGCAAUUUUCACCGAAUACAUAUAUUAACAGUUAUUAAAACAUUUAAUUUUUGAGCUAUUUAAAUCGUGUAAAGAAAAUUAAACCUUAUGUACGCAUUUUUUUUAUCAGCGUUUUAAGUUCAAAAUUUUCAUGAAAAAGUUGUAAAAAUCUCGUCAUUAUGCAUGCCUAUUAUUUUCUGUUUUUUUUUCUUAAUAUAACAUUUUGACACCAUAAAAAAUUGAGAUGAAAAAACACGGAGAAUUGUAAUUUAUUUAGUAGUACAACUAAAAAUGAAUUUAACUUUUAAUUUAAGUUUAGUAAAAUAUGGUUAAUUAAAUUUCACUCAGAAUCGUUUUCGUUGCAAUGAUUUGUUGUUGCGUAUGAAUAUAAACUAAAUCGUCUAUAUAUCCUACUUUUGCAACUUUCCACUUAUGUUGUUUAUAUUGCUCAGUAGGAUUAUUAGUUUCUUCAAUCUCUAGUGAAAUAUAGAAAGUGAAUAUUUUUUUCACAAUUUCAGUUUCUAAGUGUAACGAAAAAGCUAUUAGUUUUAUUUAUAUGUAUUUUUUUUUAGUAAACCUCUUUUUUGGUACGUAAAAUGCUUUAUUUUUUCCGCAUCAGUGUACUUUAAAAUAUGUGGAAUUUUUGUUUGGUGAUGGUACUUCAAUUUUUUUUUAAAGUUAUUUAUACAUUUCACUUUAGUUUUUUCUCAGAAAAUACUUAUUUGAUUAGUAAAAAUGAUACAAAUUUUUCACUUCGUAUUAAAAUUUGUGGAUUUUGUUUUCCUAGUGGUUACUUUAUUUGAAUAAAUUGUCUAAGUUCUCAAUAGAAUUUUGGAAAAAAGAAAACGGUGAUAAACUGGUUUUAUUUUUAUUAAAUUUCAGGUUAGCUAUAAGAGAAAAACACGACUAAUAAACUUCUUUGCUUAGAACCGUUUUUUGAUCACAAUGAUUUAUUAUUACUUUUAUUAUAUUGACUUAUAACCUAUACAUGGCAAACAUAUUGUACAUUUUAUAUGGUUUUUUUUUUUUUUUGAAAUGCAAAUUAACAUUAAAAAUUUAAAUAACUACAUAAAAUAGGUACGAGUACUUUUUAUUUUUCAAAUAAAACAAAUUCUUUUUACCGUCUUACAGUAGUUUACUUGAUACAUUGCAUGCGAAAGAAGGAAAUAUUAUUCAUAUUUUCAGAAUUCUCGACGCGUUCCCCAAAGUCCGUUUAUUAUAUUAUUAUACGAGUUGUGUCUUGUGCGUAUGCGUUAAGUGAAAUUUUCAAUCAAAAUACGCGAUCGCGUACGCCAUAAAUAAUUUUGUUUAUACACAAUUUUAGCGUAGAAAUAUGAAAAAAUCGCCAGUUUUCAUAUUUUCAGCAUGCCGUUUAUUAUACCGGCGUUUUAGUACACCAUAUAUAUAAUAUUUUAUUUAAAUAUCAAUAAUAUAAUAUUAUUAUAAACAUUAAUGCCCAAUUUUUUUUUUUUGUAAUACUUGUGUGGUUAUUCAUGGCAUCGUUGUAUAUAUCCUUGGUUCCAGGGAAGAAGGACAAAGUCAAUUUGGUACAGUUUUCAAUAUAAGCAAAUUAAAUGUUGAGAAUUCCUAAAUAGCUAAAUAUUACUAUAUACAUAAUAAUUAUGAAUUAUCUAUUCUUUGCUAAAUAAAAAGGUAUACAUCAUAGUUACUGGCGAUAUUUUAGUUUUCACUUUUCAGUAUAACAUGUAUUAGAAUAUUAUUAUUAAAUACACUUAUGCUAUUUAGAUCAAAGAAUUAAAUGAAAAAAUUACCCAAGACAAAAAUUGUAGACAAAAAUCGACUUAAGUCUUAUUACUCCGGAACCAAAGACUAGGCAUUAAACAUUAAACAUUGAAUGAGUUAAAUUAUAUUAUGAUUUAUUUGUUUUUUUUUUUAUGUUUUAGUGGAGACACAGAUGGGGCGUUAUGACCAAACUAUCACCAGCAGCAGGUGAGUACGUCUCGACGUUAAAAAGUUUAAUAUUAUUUUACGAUUUUUGUAAUAAAAAGUACUACAAGGUAUAUGCACAUAUUCAUGUAUGUUGCAUAAAUAUUAUAUUCUAAUUAAUAUCAAUUAAUCAAUCUGCGUGGACCCAUUAAACGCAUGUUAGUUAAUUAGGAUACCUUGAUACAAAUAUUAUAAUGGACACGCGUUGUUGGUUUCGUAUUUUUUCUAUGGGUACUCGAAAAUAAUAUUUUGUUGAUAUUUACAAAAAUUCUGUGAUAUUAUUCAACCUUUUACCGCCGUUUUGCCCGGAAAAGGUCAAAUAUUUGUUUUUUAGAGGGUCAACUGCAGUGUGCUGUUCCGCUGGCAUUUAAUAGGGUUGUUGUAUCUACCUAUACGUGCAGGUAUAAUAUAAACACAGCGUCAUUAAUACAAUUUGUUUAACGAUGUACAUUAUUAUUAUGAGUAUCGGAAUAUAGAUACACUCAAUUAUCGUUAUAUUUUUAUAAUAAUGGCUUUGAACUCCUUUUUUAUGUCAUAAGUAAUCAUAAUUAUUAUUGGUGGAAAAUAUUCCAACAUGAUGGAAAUAUUAUAAAAAUACUCUGUAUAGGUAUAGCAAAUUUAUACAGUUGCAGUAGAUAAACAAUUUAUUACGUUUUACUUUUUACCACACAUUUAUGUACACAGUUUUGCAUAUGGAUUUAUUAUAUUCAUAUGUACCUAUAGUCUAUACGCAGUGUUAUAGUUAUUCUAAUAAAUCUAUUCGAAUAAAAAUAUUUUAAUAUUAGUAUCAAAUAAUAUAAUAUAAUUUGGUAUUACCCACCACUAAUUAGUUAAUGUAGUAAAAUAUUAAGUUAUAAUUUAAAAAGUGAUCAAACUGUUGCUCUCCAACUGAUAUAAAUUAACAGGAAAAAAAAUAUUCUGAAUAAUUUACUUUAAACUUAUUUUCGAUUACGUACUCGAAAUUUUUUUUUUACUAAUUUAUUCGAAUAUGAAUUCCGAAUACAAUUUUGAACAAAAUAAAAGUUUUCUUUUCAAAAUUGCCUAUAUACGUUGGUAUCUAUAUAUUUAUAUGAACCUAAGUGUGAUUAAAAAGUUUCUGGACUUUUUGAGUUGUGUAACAACAGAGCGUCAAAGAGCAGCAAGAUUGGGUAUUGCUGGUUUCUGUGACUUUUCUGAUUAUAUUUUUUUUUCGUAGUUCUCUUUAACCUUCUUCCUCAAAAAAAGUGUUUGUUUUUCGCAUAAUAGAUGUUUUUCAUGUUGUUGAUUUCAUAUUUCGUAACAAAUCCAAAAUUAGAGCAAUUUAACGUAGGUACCUUUUUUUUUGGAGGGGGAGGGAGGAGAGGGUUGGAAAUAAUUUUUUUCUUUUUUCUUUUUUUUUGGUUAUUUAGAUUAUUUUGGUGUAUUUAAUCGUUCUAAAAAGCUUCAGAUAAUAAUAAUUAAUAACUAAAUUGUUUGCUGGAUACGGUAUCUAUACUGAAUCUAUGAUAUCUAAAGCACUAUUAUUAUUAUUUUCUGUAAUUAAUCUUAAGAUUGUUUUGCAGACAAAAUACAAGUAAUAGAUCAAAAUCUUCUCGUUCGUAUAUUAUACAUUUUUGGUUCAUACACUAUUUGACGCAUAUAUUCCCUAUAAUUAGUAGCGUGUCCAAAAAUUCGCUAUGGAAGGGGAUAUAAGAAAUAAUGAUCAUGAAUAAAUUGUCCAUACCCAAUUUGUCUAUGGAAAUUUAAAAGCCAAAUCCAAAAAAAGUCAUGUUUUAAUCAAUAAAUAAAACUAUUCUUUAUUACUUGGCUGAAAAAUAUAUAUUUUAAGAUUAAAUGAUAAAUAAAUAUUUAUAGUUGUAUUUUUAAGCUAGCAGGGAGGGAUAUUACCCCUUACCUCACAUCUUACACUCGCCACGGCUUAUAAUAAAAUUCUUUGUCAGUUUUACCUUUAACACAUUUUUCUAAAAUUAAUUAAAGUAACAAUUCAUUUCUUAUUUACUUGAUAUUUCUUCAGAGCUCUUCUCUCUGAUAUUUUUUUUUAGUACUUCUUCAUUACUCACCAUAUGAGUUCUAUAAUAUAUAGUAAUAAUAAUAAUAAUCUAUGAUGACUUAUAAUAAAUUAUAGAUUAUCUGACGCAAAAUUAUAAACAAUUAAAACGUAUAUUUUGCAAACUAAUAUAAACAUUCUUUAUUAAUACAAGCCAUUUAUGCAUGAUACGCUUUUGUAUUAAAAUAGAUUAGUAUUUAUUUUAUUGUUAGUAAUGUUUUUUUUUUAUUUUACGAGUUAAUUAAAACUGAAUACUAUACCAAAUUCUGUAAAUGGUUGCUGCUGAAUUUUCGUUAUUUUCGGCUUCACGACAGCUGAAUUCUCUGCAACUUGCCAAUUUAUUCUGACCAUAAAAAGAUCUCUCGUGUGCGGCAAUUUCCUCUACCGUCAAGUCCAAAGUAAAUAAUGAUCCCGUGUGUUAACGAUUGCACCGAUGAAGUGGAGACGUGUGUAUAGGAAUAGAGUAUAUAUACGCGAGUAAAUAUAUAGGGUGAGAAUGUUAGGGGGAAAAAAACAACACGUGGAUACAACGUUUCUAAGUUAUUUCUCUUUUAAAAGUUCCCUUUAAGCCAUGCACCUCGUUGAUAUGGACCAACAAUUUAUUUUUCCUUCUUUUAUCCAGCGAUACUACUGCAGUAGAACGUCAACGUGAAAUCGAAAUCUAAAAAAAGUAAAAAUUACACUUUAUCCGCUGUUUGAUAGUGGUUAUUACAUAAACAUAAUAGUAUAAUGAAAACAAAUAUUUAAGAAACGGAAAAAGUCUGUGUUUUUAAAUUGGUAGAUAAUUUAUAGUAUACAGUAUAGAGUUUCCAGUUCCCACUCAGAAUAUGCCGUACGUGAAAACAUCAUAGGUGUAAAAUAUUCCCCUUGAAAAAUUCUCAUUAGAAAUAUUACCUAUUCAAAAUAUCCUCAUUUAAACUAUGACACUUAGAAAGGUUUUUGAAAAUGUAAAAAAGUUUUCAAAUGAAAUAAGUUUUGAUAUGGUUAAAACGUGUUAAAAAUUCUAAACUGUGAAAAUUCUAAUCUGCCAUAGAGUAUCAUUUAAAAAGAAUAGCGUACUUACAAUUUUGAACUACAAUAAUAGCGUAUCAUUUUUUUUAUGAGAUUUACUUUUUUAACUCGUUUGACGAUGUAUAUUUCGUAUUGCGAUUCUAUUGUAUGUAAAUUUAUUAGUAUUUAAUUUUCAGAUGUAAUUUAAUGUAAUUUAAUAUAUAUUUUUUAGAAAGGAAUUAUUGCAACACAUGUUGGAUAUUAUAUGUACGGGAUUUUUUGAAUAAGGGAUAAUUUUCAACGAGAAUAUUUUCAUGUACAGGAUAUUUUGAGGGUGUGACAUAGUAUAGGUAGUAUUCCCAUCACGCAAGUAUGAUAACGUUAAAAUGGUAAUUAAUGAUUCGACUACAAAAUGUUAUGUAUUUAUAGUGUUUUUAUGUUAAAUAUGAAAUAAAUAUCGGCGCGUUAGGGGCAACGAUGAUUUGUUAAAAAAUAAUAAAUUUAUACCCAUCGUAUAAUAUUUUAUAAUAAUACUACUAUGUGCCGGUGCAUUACAAUGCACCGGGCGUCAUUUAUAUCGUUUAGUUUUUCCGUAGGGGUCUUAACAAUAAUAAUAACACGUGGGGCGAAUCUGUACUAAAGUGCGGAAAUUUGCAUAAAUACAACAAUGCAGUGCGUGUGUUUUGCAUGCGGCGAGCGUCUCUCGAAUUAUUUAAAUUAACAAAAUACACCGUUGUCUCAUCGUCGUCGUCGUCGAUGUUGCGACCAUUCUUCAAAUGGGCAUUCACAUCCCUUUUAAUGUCGUUGCAUAUUUACAAUGCGCACUAA
This is a messenger RNA of Cinara cedri, 23644 nucleotides long. Lineage: Eukaryota; Metazoa; Arthropoda; Insecta; Hemiptera; Aphididae. The record is from the annotation of a GenBank genome assembly.